AGAAAGGACAGAGGGGCAGGUUCUAUCUUGUCGAGUGCGAUAUAAAAGCGCGUCCUUGGGAAUUUUCACCAUCACGGAAGGAACCUUCAGUCUGACGAUAUGGAAGUGAAGUACACCGUCUGCUUAAUCAUCUUAGCGAUUGCCAGUCGCUAUGUCACCUCAACAACGACCACAAAAGACGUACGUACAGGUGUUCUUCUGCCAGAAAAGUUCAUUAAUGGUGUAAUAGACAUUGUACAAAGUCAUAAAAACAAACCAACACAGCAAUCUCAACCAAACCCACCAUAUCAGCAGUACCCUCAACAAUGGAACUCCCAAAACAACUACCAAAACGCAAAUUUUCAAAACGGCUUCAACGCACAAUCCCAAUAUCAAGGACAGUUCAACGCCCAGAACCAAUUGUACUAUCAAAACGGAUACAAUCAACAGAAUUAUCCCCAAAAUGGCAAUUUCCAAGGCUUCGCUGGCAAUCAAGGUUUCACCACACAAGGCCAAAAUCAACAAUACCAAGUUGUCUACCAAAAUGUACCAAAUCAAUUGAACCACGGUAGUCAAUAUGCCAGCGGAAGUGGACAAUACAUUGGAACAAGUCAGGCACCGAGCCAACCAAGCGGUGGCCAAUAUCAAGGUGGUACAGGUCAAUAUCACGGAACAACCGGUACUUAUCAAGGUACUUCGGGACAGCACUAUCAAGGCACUUCUGGGACAGGUCAGUACCAAACCACAAAUGGCCAGUUUCAAGGAAGUGGCAUCGAUGGUUCUGGACAAAUGAACGGACAGGGCUUCAUGGUGUCCAAUGGGCAAUCAGGACAGGGACCCACGUGUGUCUGCCAAGCGUGGACGAAACCUCAUGCUGAUGUGAUGAAUGAUCCGAUUCCAGAAAAGGUUGAAAAAGAUGUGAUGCAAAGUAGAAUGCUCUAAAUAUAAUUUAAAGAUAGGACUGAUAUUAUGUGACAUUGUAAGCAAUGAGCUAAACUCCAUGUAAGUUGACAAAAUUAAGCUUAGAUUCUUAACUUUUAUGGAGUUCAUACCAGUAUAACUUUUUAUCCUACAAAAUUGAACAGUUCAAUGCACUGUGUUAACUUUUGCUGCGAGAAAUAUGUCAGGCGUAUAUUUUUAAGCUAUUGUGUUUGUGAACGCAUUUUAUAUUUGAAUAAAUACAUGGUUCAAA
Pieris napi is the source of this 1171-nucleotide messenger RNA. RefSeq names its product protein SSXT-like. Bases 100 to 921 code for a protein of 273 amino acids. The record is from RefSeq and is a predicted model, not a curated record. NCBI's taxonomy places the organism in Eukaryota, Metazoa, Arthropoda, Insecta, Lepidoptera, Pieridae. The transcript has 2 exons.